ACAAAAAGCGGGCGGCAGCUGUCCCUCCAAGUCCGCGUCAAAGCCGUUUAGCCUACGACGAAAACGGAUGAAAACUCGCACAACAGACGGUUGCACGUCGCCCCAACCGUUUCGCCCCGAGUGAGCAACGGUGUCGUCUAAGUUCCCGUAAUAGAUGUAAUAGAGCUCGCAGGUCACAGCCAGGUCGAUCCUCCACUACGCCAUGGUCUGCAGCAAUAGGUCCUGAGACCCGGCGCAGUGGUUGGUAUUCGUCUGAAGGAAGCUGAAUUCAGCGGUUAUGUUGACAUUGCAGUUUCUUCUUCGGCUUGGCGCCGUCUGACGUUGAUGGUGGUCUGGGUGCCUAAAACCACCUUACUCUUCAUGAUAGGUGGGUGUCAUUCCCCCAACUCAAUCGCGUGCCCGGAGUGCUUUCCGGCGUCCACGCAAACUGCACAAAGUAACUUCCCGGUGCAGCUUACCAAUUUGUAACCAUUGACGCCGCACCGUUAGCAAAGGCGAAAGGGGGCGCUCCUUUAAUACCGCCAGCCGGGUGUUUAUCACUACGCCGACUGCAGACACUAUGGAGGCCUUUAACUCCUCAAGAGCCUGCGCACCCCGUGUGUUGCUGGCCGCAGAGUCGUUCGCCAAAUAUCAAAAACAACAUGUUGGCGAAGAAGUUGAUGCAUAUAUCAGUUUUUGGACUGGCGAUGCUGUGGGACUGGAGGAGCGAAGCUGCCACGGCCGCUGUAAAACUUUGUGGCCGACAGCUCGGAGACAUCAUGAGCAGAGUCUGCCACGAGUACAAUAGCCCUUCUUGGGACGCGCCUACAGUGGUAGAGCAGCCAGCUGCAUUGGUGAGAAGAAGAAGACGAACUGGAAUCGCAGAUGAGUGCUGUGUUUUCGGAUGUACUUGGGAACAGCUUACUGCAUAUUGUGCUAUUAGUGCCAAAUCUGAAUCACCGCUGGAUUCCAUGGAAGCACAUAUGAUCGCGGACCGAUCGGCGGAGGCGGAGGCGGAGGCGGAGGCGGCGGUUGUUUCUCCGGCUGUGGUAGGCAAGGAGUGGUCUACGAGCGGAGAGACGGGAAGCUCUCGGCGCGAGGUGGGACGCGGUCGCAGUCGCGGGUACGGGCGCGCGAGGGCGCGGGGGCGCCGUUGUUGGUGCCGGCGCAAGAGGCGCUCGGGCCGACGGCGAUCCUCACUCAUGGGUAACAUGGAGCUCAUAAAAGGUGCCGUGCGCGCUGCGCCAGUAUUGGGAACAGUGUCACCGCUGCUGACAUGGGGCAGAACCCUGAACACUGACUUGCCAUCGAUUGAACGAGAUCGAUAUGCAUAUGUUGCAGUCUACACAUAAAUUAACUGACAGCAGAUAAAAACGAGCAAAGUAAACAACACGCAAUCACUCGUUUGCAUUUGGUGCAGCGACCCGGUGUUCCCUAGGUCAAUGUUAGGAAAUAUGAGUAAACAAAUAUUCACUGAAAUAUGACAUACGUAAGUUUUGAGAUGAAAGGCAAAAUUUGUUCAAAAUGGAACAUAUUUACCUAUACGUAACAAAUACCUUCCGUGCAAUGUGUUCAAAUAACUAGUUAAUAUUUUUACCUAAUAGAAGAAAGUUAUAAAAAUUUUGAUUAUUACAAAUUUCUAUAAUCACUUGCAAUAAAUCACAAAACAACAAUCACAUUUAACAAACGGACCAUUAAACUCAUUUUGUCUUUUAUAUUAUAGAAAAAACUUACAAUAUAUCUAAAUAGUGAUGUCAUAACUUCUUAGUAUUUAUUGUGCACUGUAAAUGGUACCUCACUUUACUGAUUUUUAAUAUACAUACAUGUAUUAUUUCGAAUAAAUACUAUAUAAGUGAGAAUAUUCCAGGUACUAUAUAUGCUUUAAUUUUGUAACCUCUUUUUAUCUGAAUCAUAUUUUUAAAUUGUCUGCAAUAGAAUGGAGCACCAUAAUAGAUACAUUAUAAAAUUAUGACUAUUUUAUUUUCUAAGGUAUAUGUAAUUAAUCACCUACCACAUAAGAUUUAAAGAUCUCUAAUGAAUCUGUGAUAAUUCCAAUUAAAAAAUAAUUCAUUAACUUAUAAACUCUAGAUUUAUACACUUAGUUUUGUAUUUCCUUGCCAUGUUUGUAAUGUGCGUGUGUUUUAUGAUUUAGGAUGUAUUAUGAAUUUUAUAAUAAGAACAAAAGUGACUGAUUAAAUGGAUGCUGUAAGUCUAAA
Nymphalis io (European peacock) is the source of this 2195-nucleotide messenger RNA. RefSeq names its product insulin-like growth factor II. The record is from RefSeq and is a predicted model, not a curated record. The coding region runs from base 642 to 1331 and encodes 229 amino acids. Gene Ontology annotation, cellular component: extracellular region. The transcript is spliced from 5 exons. Lineage: Eukaryota; Metazoa; Arthropoda; Insecta; Lepidoptera; Nymphalidae. Gene Ontology annotation, molecular function: hormone activity.